AUGAUGGCAAUGGAAAUGCAAUUGGGAGAGAGGAAGAAGACGAUGACGGAAGAUCCGAUUUCCAGCUUCUGCAACGCAUUGGCUGCUUUCUGCAACCACCUUCACUCCUCUUCCGAUGCCAUCAAGCAAUCCAUCGAUCGCCGACCUAUUCCUCUCGGUUCCGCCUCGUCAAUCUUCAUGCAAUGCCUCAAUCGCCGCCUAUCCACCGCCAGCGCCGAUCUAGAUAUGCUCGAUUCCAUGUCCUUUGGCACUGUCUCUUUCGAAGAGCUCCUAGGUCACUGCAAUGAAUUGUACAAGAAGAACAACUCCGAUCUGCUUCAAUUCCAAGAGCGUCUUCAGAGCCACGGUUACACUCCUGUUCCGGAUAUUGAGGAGGACGAAGCCGAGGAUAUGCAACAUAAAGAUCCGGAAGACAAGUUGGAUAGUCCGUCUUCUUUCUAUGGAUCACUCUCCGUGGCCGAUUCUAACUUCAAAAGUUUAGAAGAAGAUGCUUUACUUGAUGAAUCUUUGAGUUUGAAAAAGUUUGGGCUGUCAGAUGCAUAUCUAGCUACCUUAGCAUCUGAAGGUGAUUUGUCAUCAGAUGAACCGGAGAAAUUACAAGAAUUUAGGCAGCAUGAUCAACCUGUUGCGGACAUAACGGUAUCAUCUGAAGGAAGCAAGUUCUUACCUUAUGUAUCAGAGAAGGAGAAUUUAAAGUCAGCUGAAGUUCCGAGCCCCAGGUUUCAGAUAUUGAAGAGCGAAUUUGAAAAUCUUCCUGCUUACAUGAAGGGUCUAGCGUCAUGGGAGGAUCUUCUUGGAGCUGUUGACAAGAUUAAUUCAAGCCUAAGCAAGAAAUCCAAUGGAUGCAGCUACUUCCACCAAGAUGAAAUUCCCUCAUUUGAAUUAGGUCCUAAAACAAGAUCAUAUUUGCUACUUUUAGUGCGCAUGAACCGAUUGGUUGUUGAGACGAUUGAUGGUAUAUUAUCGUACAGAGUAUUGUAG
This is a messenger RNA of Sphenostylis stenocarpa, 981 nucleotides long. The record is from the annotation of a GenBank genome assembly. Lineage: Eukaryota; Viridiplantae; Streptophyta; Magnoliopsida; Fabales; Fabaceae.